Molecule: messenger RNA, 2086 nt
Organism: Colossoma macropomum (tambaqui)
Lineage: Eukaryota; Metazoa; Chordata; Actinopteri; Characiformes; Serrasalmidae
Product: transmembrane protein 125
Source: RefSeq, a predicted model, not a curated record
ACUGGAACACCGCUACACACACACAUACGGGCGCGAGGCGAAAGUCCGGAUGGAGGGAGUGAGCGCACCUGAGCUGCUCUUCUCCCCUGCCGACUUCAUCUCUCUACGCUGUGGUCGCUGGGAGACGGUGGCGGUUCCGAUAUUCACAUAUUUUCUCUGCUGUUUCGCUCAUUUUAAACGACGCCGGCGAGAAACGACGCGGUUUGCGGAGCGAGUGACCGGAGCGUGUCUGCUCAGCACAGUGAGAAGUUAACCUCAUCCUGGCCUAGAGAAGGAAACAGAGACUUACUUCAUUGUCACUGUCCAGCAACCAGGCGGGGAAGAAACAAGGCAGCGGCUGUUGCAUGGUGACCAAAGACAAGAGCGUGCUUUGUGAAUGCUUCCUAUUCAGAUACAUGUCCUGCCGCCCUACAGACCCUGACACCAAAGCGUAAUGCUUCAAUACGGGCCUGACUCUAAACAUAGACUGCCUUAAUGCUUGGCACAUCACUGCCAGGAAGGGUGGAGCAUUGUUUGAUUUUUUGAACAGCCCAGGACACCAAGAGGAUAUUUACACAAAGUGCUACUUGCAGGUGCUGUUCUUCAUCAGCUCCCUGACGUCUGCAGCACUCCCCCAGCCUCAGCAGUGGCCCGGCAGCGGGCAGCGGCAUGCCGGAGCUGGAGGACUUUCCCCCCUCCGCGGGGCCACCAGCACCAUGCGACCCGGCCCGCAUCCAGCAGAACCUCCUGGAGGAGCAGGUGGAGCUGUGGUGGUUCAAUGAGCCUAGGAAAUCUCUGCUAUGCUACUGUGCCUCGGUGGCCCUGAUCCUGGGCUGCGGCCUGGGUGGAGUGGGCCUUCUGUCCACCACCACCAGCCUGUCCAGCGAGUGGCGUCUGGGUGCAGGGACAGCACUGUGCUUACUGGCCUUGGCUGUUCUCCUAAAGCAGCUGCUGAGCUCCGCUGUGCAGGACAUGAACUGCGUGAGGAGCCGGCGGCGCAUUAAUGUGCUGAAAAGUGGCGGCUUAUCAGACGUCCUGGUCGUUCUCAUUACAGGACUGUCCUUGCUCAUUUGUGGAGCUGUGCUGCUGGACAUUGCCCUGGCUUACCACAUGCCCAAACCUGGCCAGGCUUUGAAUGACAUGUUUAUAUCAGGAGUGGUGCUGCUAGCGGGCGGAGGGUUUACAGUGUUAGCUGUUGGCCUUUACUCAGCUGUGGUUUUUCUCUUAGAGAGGACGAGGCCGGAGCAGAGCCUGCGGGACAGGAUGGUGAGCAUCUUCACCGUUUCGGGACAGAUGCGUGCCAGGAGGGAAACUGCAUCAAGCCUGGCUCAGCUCAUAUGACUGUGUGACUGCAUAUUACUGCCUUUAUAGGAUCCUCAUAUGAACGCAGCUUGAACAAAAAUACAGAUGCGAGAGAAAUGUGUAAACGGAUCUAUAAGAUAAUUUUUCCAUUUCAUUUGAGACUGUAUUCCAGCAAGAACGGAUCAAUAAAGAAACAUAGCCACUAAUGAACCUUUUGCACAAUGGACACAUAUUGAUUGAAGAAUGUAUGAAGCUACAACCAUCAGUACAAAUCGCACUUGACACGUUAUAUGUAUCUACAUCUCGUUGUCAGUUAAGAUGUAGGCCUAUAGUGGUCUUGCUCUUGUCUUGAAACGUAGCCAGGACAAUAUUGAGGAGCUUUAAGCAUAAACCUUAAGCCUUUACAGUGAUACACUGUCAGUUUUCACCCAAAUAACAGACCAAUGAAAGGGCAAAUAAUGGAGUUUAAAUCAUUCAUUACUUUUGGUAAAAUAUGCUGCUGUCUCACACCACAACCAUUGCCUUUCUCCAAUAUCAUUGGGCUUCACCAAACAUCAAUCCUCCAACGUCAGUGGACUGCGUAUGUCCUUCACACUCUUAUUUAUGUGGGCAAAGGGGAGUGUGCCAAGUGGGGGUCCAUCUGGACCUUGCUUGUCAGAGCUGUUUAGCGUGUGUGACAGAACGUAUCAGCCGUGUCAGUUUGCAUGUCUGUGAUUUUAUACUGCGACCUCUCUCUGCCUCGGUGCGGUGAACACUCUUGAUCAAAUAAAAGCGAUUCUCUAUCAGUCAGUGUGAUAGUGAAGCA